UGUUGUAGUUGUUGUUGUUGGCGGCGGCGGCGGCGCAGGAGGACCAGAGGACGGGCCGUGCAUGGACCGGAGUGUCGCCGGAGGCCGGCAGCAGCGUGCAUGAGCCGGGGCCGGUUGCAAUCUAUCCCUCCCGACCCAUGCUUGUGCCAUGAUGAUGAAGAAGAAGCAACCGCUGGAGGUGUCGGUGAAGGACGAGACCGGCGCCCUGCUGAAGCCCGAGUACCUGUCCAAGGUGGUGGAGGAGGAGGAGGGAGAGGAGGAGGAGGAGGACCGGGCGGCUGAGGAGACCGCCUUGGCUCCCGAGGCCGAGCUCAGCCGCCCUCGCAACGGGCUGCAAGCCCUGCAGCAGCACCGGGGCUGCAAGCGGAGGAACAGCCUCAACUCGGGCUUCAAGCACCCGGGCUUCAAGCGUCGGCGCCGGGCGGCGUCCGACUGCGACCCGGUGCUGCCCAGCAACUUCUUGCUGGGCGGCAACAUCUUCGACCCGCUCAACCUCAACAGCCUGCUGGACGAGGAGGUGAACCGGGCGCUGAACGCCGAGACGCCCAAGUCGUCGCCCUUACCCUGCCGCAACCGGGACCCGGUGGAGAUCCUGGUGCCCCGGGACAUCACUGACCCGCUCAGCCUCAACCGCGACUCCGAGGUGCUGCCGUCGCCGCUCAAGCUCGGCCGCAAGCGGAGGCACCGCCACUGCCACCACCCGGCGGCCGAGGCCGCCGAGCCGCCCGCCGCCGCCGCCGAGGAGGAGCUGCCGCCCGCACCGGCCGAGCCGCAGCCCUACGAGCUCAACACGGCCAUCAACUGCAGGGACGAGAUCGUGUCGCCGGUGCUGCGGGGAGCGGAGGGAGGCGGCGGAGGAGGAGGGGGGACCCGGCACCGCAAGAGGAGGCGGACUUGCAGCAAGUCGGAGCCGGGCAAGGGUGCGGGGGGUGGGGGAACGGCGGAGGAGGAAGGAGGCGAGGGCAAGAAAUCGACGCCGGAGAAGCCGAGGGGUAAGGCGGGCCACGCCAGCCUGAGCCGGGAGGCCAAGGGUCCGCCCAGCUUCUCGGGCAAGCAGCGGCGCUUCCAGUACGGCAACUACAGCAAGUACUACGGCUACCGCAACCCGGGCCGCUGCCGGGACCCGCGCCUCGGCGUCUUCAAGGCCGACUGGUUCAGGGGCAAGGACAUCCUCGACCUGGGCUGCAACGCCGGCCACCUGACGCUCAGCAUCGCCAAGGACCUGAAGCCGUCGCGCAUCGUCGGCGUCGACAUCGAUGGCGGCCUGGUCCACUCGGCCCGCCAGAACAUCCGCCGCUUCCUGUCCGAGGACGUGCGGCCGUCGGCGCCCCACGCCCGCUUCCCCGUGUCGCUGGCCCGCUGCAAGGGGCCGAUCGCCGCGCCGCCCGUCGCCCUGGACCCGGAGCGGCGGGUGCCCGACUUCCCCAACAACGUCACCUUCGUCCAGGGAAACUAUGUGUUGGAGAAGGACGAGUUGCUGGAGAUGCAAAGACCAGAGUAUGAUGUCAUCCUGUGCUUGAGUCUGACUAAAUGGAUUCAUCUCAACUGGGGUGACGAGGGGCUAAAACGGAUGUUCAAACGCAUCUACAGGCAUCUGCGGCCAGGUGGGAUCUUCAUCCUUGAACCACAGCCCUGGUCUUCCUAUGGGAAACGACGGAAACUUACGGAGACAAUCUACAGGAACUACUAUAAGAUCAUCUUCAAACCGGAUCAGUUUACGUCUUAUCUUUUGUCCCCAGAAGUUGGAUUUUCCAGUUACGAGCUGGUGGGAACGCCUCAAAGCACAUCUAAAGGCUAUGGUGUGGCUGUGCAAGGCCUUACGAAGGGUUCCAGCGUCCUGUUUACCUCUUUCACAAGAAUCGUCAAUCCAGUGCAAGCUAAGACUUCCAAAGCCAGUUUCUGGCUGCUAUUUGUUUUUCGUUCAUCGGUGGCUCUUUCCUGACCAUCUCCUCUUUUCAAAGCCAGUGGAAGAUUCUACAGGGGAUGAGCACUGCCUUUUUGGUUGUUUUAAAUUGACAUGCUGUUAUUUCAGUCUGCUUCAUAAGGCUCACGAAUGUAAUAAAGCAUUUUAGGGUUAUAACUGCAUUUGCUGGGUUUAGGCACCUCUGGGCAGGGGAAAGGCAAACUGUUUGAAGAGGAUUUUCAACGUUCAAAAUGGUGGCAUUGCCUUCAGCAAUUCCUCAUGUGUCAAAUUCCCAUUGUUUGAGUAGGUGCUCAAUCCAAGGUGGGGGAGAAAGGAAUAUAGAGUAAAUGCGAAGCACUAUUACAGAUGAAAUGAUCUUUUCUGUGGACAGUUCUUGGACACUGAAGGGAAAUUUGCCACAUCACUCCCUACCCACCCUUGCUGAUGGUGUGAACUGGCUACUUCCUGAAACCAAUUGGCAUCAUCUAUCCUAAUGGAUGCAACUUCUAUUUUCAGUUUACUAGCAUAGUUGACCAUGCAGCAUCUUGGGUUUAUGUAUUGCCUUUCUUAACCUUGGGACAUCUCAUAGUGCUGUACAGCCAGUGAAAUGUCUUUUGGGAAAUGAUUAUGGUAAACUGUAUGUAAACCCUUGUUCUGUUAACUGUGGACUAGUGGAAAAUCUCUCCAUAUUGGUGACUUCAAGUUGAUCUUACCAGCUGUGGGCAUUGCACUGAAAUAACCCCUUAAUUCCAAAAAAAAUUGAUUAUAUAUUCUGUUCCUUUCUCACCCCCAAUUUCAUAUCAAAUUUCCAUCUACAUUUGAGCACAAAUCCUUGUGGGAGGGAGUUGGCAGAUCCAAGUCUUUCCUUCCAAGGAAUGCCAAAACACAUUGUUCCUCUAGUCAUAUCCUUGAAAAAUAUUCAACUCUGCUGGUACAUGUUUGUAUGAUGGUAGUUUUGAAACUGCUCCCUGUAAUAGGCUGCAUUUGGAGAAGGUGAGUGGGUCAGGAGUUGGGGUUACUCAGACAUUAAAUGCAGUUCUGCUGUGUAACUGGGCAAGGACAUGCACUUACCAUUACCCUCUACAGUUACCAUUGUCUCCACUCUUGGAUGUUUUGGGGUAGGAUGACUGCUAUAGACACAAUUCUAGUGACAUUAAAUACUAAAAUCUGGCCUCUGGGUGGGGCAGAGGUGUUAGGACAUUUGUAUAAAUUUGAGUUUGAAAUUAAGGCUGUUACUUGCAACAAAAAUGGUCAAAGUACUGGUUCAAUUCAUUAAUUGCUUGACCUCCAAUGUUUAGAAAUGUGUACCAGAUGAGUUUUAUUGCUUCAGGGGAAUAAAUUCUUGUGCCUAUCUUGUGUAACCUGGUCUUAAUGCUGGAAAGAUGCAGAAUAAAUGUAUGUUGAUGCUAAUACCUCCAAUACCCUACUUCCACCCCCCCCCCCCCCAUCCCUUUACUUUCUCUUCUCCUCUCUUCUCUCCCCCCCCCCCGAUUUAGACCAAGUUAGACAAGAGGGGAUCUUUUAGAGAUGACCCUUUUGUUGCUAUGCACUGUAAAUAACUCUUGCAGUACAGUAUGGAAAUUAUGCUGUUUUGAAAGUAAGGGGGUUUCUAACCUCCAUGGGCCAUUCAUUGCUUUUGGCAUGAGUAACAUUCUGUUCUUGACCCUCCUAUGCUCCUGGUCAACAGGUCUGCUGGUUAUGGGGAAUCCAAUUUUGUAAGGCAAAAUUCUUUAGGAGUGGAAGUGGCAAGCUUAGACUUGCCAAUGUUUAGAUUCCAGGAUCAGAGGAGAGUUGACCAUUCUGUUGUGCUGUACAACAAUGUUUUUCCCCAUUGGUAGACCAGUACAAGUACAAACCAGGGCUAAAUGUCUUGUUACCCUGGGGCAUAGCUUAGUUUCCAGACCGAAUUACAAGAUCCAUCUGCUCAGCAACCUUCAGGGCUUACCAUAGUCUGUUUCCUCCACCUCCAUCCAUUGUGAAGGAUCAGUGUUAAUAUAGGGACAUGGAGAGUUCUAGAGAACAUCUGAUUUACUACAUGCCUGACUGGACCUCAAUGAGAAUUUGUGGCAAAGGGGCAUUUCCUCUUGCAUCUCAAUUUGUGUAGCAUUUUAAGUUUCUCAGUCACCCUAUUAUAUAUCCUUGUUUCACGGGGCUGCCAUUUCCAAAUGUGCCUCAAGUAUGGUUUUUUUCCCCCUCUGUCCAGAGUUCAGAUGGAGACUUCUGGCUUGUAUUUUUGGAAUUUAUGAAGUCCUUUUUCAGUCUGGGCUUUCAACCAGUUUGAGGGUGGAUGGUUCAAUGCUGUUUCCUUUUGGGUUACUGACCUACCUUCCUUUUUGGCAUAAUGAAUGGAUUUCAACUCUGAACUUAACCUGGCAGCAGAGAACCAUCUUGCUCAGAAAUCAUCCAGUUGGAAUGAUCAUUUGUCCCCAACGUUGACUGUGUAGUUCCCCUUUUGACUUUGUCCCAUGUUUUAAGCCACAGUCUCUGCUAGAAGUUUAAUACUGUAGUGACUAAAUGGCUACAAUAUAUUUCCUGAUCUGUCCUUGUCUUUCAAACCCUGUUCCAUGAACAAAAGACAAUGGUGCUUCUGAAGAGCUGUGUCUGCCUUAAGACCCAGGUCACAGCAUAAGCUUCAGUGAGGUAAAUUGAUUAAAUGCAGACUGAGCCUCUCGGUUAAUUGUACUGGUCUAUUGGGUACAUUAAGCCAUGGCUUCUAAAAGAGGUGCUUUUUCCAGCUAUUUACCAGCUCCAUAAGAAAUUUUCUUCAGUAUGAUAAAUUGUAUCUUUGACAACUGGUUCACUGCAGCUUCUAAAUGGGGAGGGUGGGCAACUGUGUACAUGUCUGCAUUAUGGGGGGUGGUAAAGUGCAAAUAAACUUGAGAUUCUAGAUUUUUAAGAAAAGUAAAAAUGUUGUCUUUGAUAAAAAGUUUCAGGAAAAAGUAAUUUGUGAAUUUUUGUAAAAAAAAAUAAAAUGCUGCAAAAAUCCAAUGUCAAACAUACAUCAAGUGUCAUUACAAUAAAGGAAGAGUGUUAAACAGG
This is a messenger RNA of Pristis pectinata (smalltooth sawfish), 4942 nucleotides long. Its product is annotated as 7SK snRNA methylphosphate capping enzyme-like. The transcript is spliced from 5 exons. Bases 149 to 1942 code for a protein of 597 amino acids. Gene Ontology annotation, molecular function: RNA methyltransferase activity; O-methyltransferase activity; snRNA binding. The record is from RefSeq and is a predicted model, not a curated record. Gene Ontology annotation, biological process: snRNA modification. NCBI's taxonomy places the organism in Eukaryota, Metazoa, Chordata, Chondrichthyes, Rhinopristiformes, Pristidae.